GUAUAAUGAUGGUUUCCUUCUGAAAUGUAUCUCGUUUCAAAUGGCUGGUGCUUUACAAACUGACCCGAUCAAUCAACUUGAAGAAAAUCUACAAUGUACUGUUUGUCUGGAAGUAUUAACAGAUCCCAGAACCCUUCCUUGCCUUCAUUCGUUCUGUAAAGUUUGUUUGGAAGGCAUUGUGGAAACAUUGCGUGGCAAAGCACGUCUCGGUGGACCUAUUCGAGAGUUUCCAUGUCCAAAUUGUCGUGCGACAUUCAUACUUGAUCCCGACAAACAUGUCGCCGACAUGCCACGGAAUCAUUUUAUCUGUAACAUGGUAAAAGUGGCGGCCGUACUCGAUCGUGGAAUCGGUGUUCCUUGUUCACAUAAUUGUAGUCAAAGUUACUCGGUCGCUCGUUGCGUUACCUGUGAAAAAUUCCUAUGCCGAGAAUGUCUGACAGGCCACAACAAUUAUCGAGCCAACAACGGUCAUUCUGUUCUAACGAUGGAAGAGUUAUCAAAGCCAGAGAAUCGCAAGAAAAUCAACGACAAAAUGUAUUGCAAUGAACAUACGGGUAAGAAAUUGAAAGUUUACUGCGAAACCUGCAACCAACUGAUUUGCAGGGACUGCAUGGAUUUUAAACACGUCAAACAAGGUCAUUCGUGUGUUCUCGUCAAGGAUAUAGCGAACAACUAUAAGGAACUUCUUGCUUCAAAUGGCAAAGCAAUGGAAGACGCUUUAACUGAAGGCAAUGCAUUUCUUCAACGAUUAACGCUAACGACACAACAACUUGAUCGCGAUGCUGAAAAUGCCAAAAAUAAAAUUGCACAAAGGAAGGAAUUCGUUGCGAAGAAAAUCAUUGAAAUAUUGGAUCAAAAAGCUGAAAGUUUUUGUAAAAAAGUAGAUGAAAUUCACAAAGGCAAACGAGCCAAUUUGGAGCAGCAGACAGAAGAAACAAAGUUAUACGUAGAGAACAUAAAAACGUCUGUUCAACUUUCGAAAAAGUUGGUCGACCAAGGCUCAGAAGAAGAAAUCAUUUCCUCUCAGAAAAUGAUACUGGAUAACGCAAAUAAUCUCCUAGCAGAUCGCGAAGAGUAUUUCAAAGCACGUAUACCCGAUGCGAAAUUGAGCUACACUUCCUCAGCUGUCAAAGAACCAAUUAACGAAGAGAUUUUGAGAGAAUUGGCAAACAGCUUAGGAGAGGUUAAUGAAACGAGUAAAGAUACAGGUAAGGAACCAGUCCGUAAUGGGGGGAGGGAAAGUGGGGGGCAAAAGAAAACCCUAGAGUAAAUGUGGCAUUUGAAAAUACCCAGUUUGUUUUCUGGUGUAGCAUACUGUUUAAAAAUCAACUUCCAAAAUGAAGACUCGAGGUAACAAAUUUAAUCUAAAUAUAAGAGUUCCAGCAUUCUGAACCUGUUGAAGUCAUUCAUGUUUAGUACCUACAGCCUAGUUAUUACAAUGCAGUGACAGGAAAUACAACAUGAGGAAAAGGUGGGAACAUCGACCAUCUCUGAACCUCUAAACAUACUGUCUCCAUUAGCCCAAGUAAACGGUGUUAUAUGUCGUUAGAUAUUUUUAUUAUUUAGUUGAAAUUAUCCCUCUCAAUUAGUGACCAUCAUUUUUUAUUUGUAUAUUAGGAAGUCAAGGUGGCAAAUCUAGUCUAAAUCCAAAGGCCCCAGCAUUCUCUAUUCCUGGGAGUAGGCUUACUUCUCCUUUUGACAAUGCAGCUAUACGUAACAUGAUAGGAGGACAAGGUAUGUAUUUGUCUUGUUUAUAUUCGGUCUCCAUUUGCUCUUAACGGUUUGAAAAAUAUCAGAAAAGUGAAAAUACAGUUUAUGCUCACUGAUGUUUCGUUUACUUUUGAACAUGACAUCGCUCUUACGCUCUAUGUUUGAAAUUGGACUGCCAUUAAAUCGCAGCCAAUGUGCUGCACGAGGGAAUUUUUGCUGCGAUUUAAUUGCAUUACAAUUUCGGACUAGGCUUUUGGGACAGAAUUCCAAAAAAAGUUUCCGUUAUAGUGGGGCUCAAAUAUGCAUGAAUCAGAUACCAGAAGAGAUAAGAAGUUCGCUAUCUUAUGAUUCGUUUUACUAAGAGCUUUCUUCCUCGACCUUUGUGUCUAGAUUAAUUAUAUUGUUCAGUUAAUUUAAUAUAGAAGUUAUCAUAUACAUACAUAGAUACAUUGAUAAAUGUUGGCUUGGAUUUUUAUAUACUUUUUUAUAUACUUUUAUAGUGACUUUUCAUAACGUAAUGUUUGUUUAAACUUGUUGUUUAAUGUAUUAUAUAUAGUUUUAUUAUGCAGGACCUCCAUGAAAACCACGUCUGUGAUUGGAGCUUCCUGUUAAAAUAUUACUUUAAUAAUAAUAAUGGAAACUUUUUAUUAGAUAUUUACGAUAUACUAUAUAUACAUUGAUAUACCUCACUUAAUGAAAGGUAGCUUAUCGAUGUCCACUUGAAUUGAAUUUAAAGCUAAAAUAUAUAUACAUGUGAAAAUCUUUAAAUUUAGUUAAAAGUUUAAAAGUUCUGGGUUGAUCCAGUCUUUGUUUCGUCUACAGAAUAUAUAAUACGAGGUGCGAAUACAAGUAGCAAUUAUUUUCUUUUUUACAUAUUUAAUACAUUGUUCGUCGUACUUCAGAUCAUGGAGCAUAUCAAAUAAAGUAUUCGUCGAUUCACCAAAUACACCUAAAGAGCUUAUAGAUACAUUAACAAACUUAACUUCAUCAUACAUAUUUUCUUGAUCGGUAAUUAGAGUCAAAUAUUUUUCAUGUUUUCGAUCUGAGUUAGUUUUCAGGUUUGUUUCGAAUCCAACAGUUAAUUCAAGAAUGUACAAAAUCUUAUUAUCAAUUGUCAACAGAAGGUCUGGUCGUAACUCGUCACCAGUGAUGACAGAUGGGCUAAUAAAUCCAGGCAGAUCUACAUACAUUUUGG
Messenger RNA from Paramuricea clavata, 2905 nucleotides. NCBI's taxonomy places the organism in Eukaryota, Metazoa, Cnidaria, Anthozoa, Malacalcyonacea, Plexauridae. The record is from the annotation of a GenBank genome assembly.